Paramecium octaurelia is the source of this 599-nucleotide messenger RNA. NCBI's taxonomy places the organism in Eukaryota, Ciliophora, Oligohymenophorea, Peniculida, Parameciidae. The record is from the annotation of a GenBank genome assembly.
AUGAAUUUCUUAAACAAAAUAUUUGCUAGUACACAUAAUAGAAGCUCUUUUUUAAUUGAGGAUGUCUUAGGUUCUGAAGAUGAUCAAGGUGAAGUCCCAGAACGUCAAGAAAUUCCAUAAUUUAAGAAAUAAAGUAUUCAACAUUAUAGAAUUACACCGUAAGAAACCGCUGACAAAAUGGGUUUGGCAGAUUUUUUGGCUAGAUACGAUGAAAAUUUUGAAGAUGUAUUUGUAGUUAAACCUGUGAUUAUUAAAUUCACAGAAGGGAAAGAAAAGAAGGCAAGAAGAAGGUGAAUAUGAUAACGAGAGAAAUCACAAAAGAAAAAACCUUAAAGCAAAACAAGGAAAACUUAAUCAAAAGAACAGAAGGAAUCUUUAAAAGAUAAUACCUAAAGAACAAUAAGCAACCCUGGAUUAUCAAGAAUUUCAAGUAACUAUAGAUUAUAACGAUUUAAAUGAUAUGACAGAAUUCAAAAAAUCUCUUAAAUCAAAAUUAGAAAAGGACCCAAAAAUAAGAUUACCGAAAUUCCCAAAAUAUAGAAAAAGGAUUGCUAAACAAUCAUCUUUCUACUUUAAGAUCAAACUCCGAUGGACGUGAC